CACGCACGCACGGACGCACCUGUCGACGGGCUCGCAUCGCACCGCACCCUCUCGUCCUCUCUGCGCCGACGCGGCUCUUCUUCCCCAAUCCUCCUUCCCCGAUCCAGUCCCGCAGCGACGCCGAGGCAGAGCGAGAAGAGACAGACACAGAUCGCGCGCGGAGAUGUCGUCGGACUCCUCGUCGUGGGCGCGCGCCCUGGUUCAGAUCUCGCCCUACACCUUCUCCGCCAUCGGCAUCGCCGUCUCCAUCGGCGUCUCCGUCCUCGGUGCCGCAUGGGGUAUCUUCAUUACGGGGAGCAGCCUCAUCGGGGCCGCCAUCAAGGCCCCCAGGAUCACAUCUAAGAACCUCAUCAGUGUCAUCUUCUGUGAGGCUGUUGCAAUUUAUGGUGUAAUCGUGGCAAUCAUCCUCCAGACAAAGCUUGAAAGUGUGCCAACAUCUCAAAUGUAUGCUCCGGAGUCUCUUCGAGCUGGCUAUGCAAUCUUUGCAUCUGGCCUUAUCGUCGGCUUUGCUAAUCUUGUUUGCGGGGUAUGCGUGGGGAUAAUUGGAAGCAGCUGCGCACUGUCUGAUGCUCAGAACUCAUCACUCUUUGUAAAGAUCUUGGUGAUUGAGAUCUUUGGCAGUGCUCUGGGACUGUUCGGAGUAAUUGUGGGUAUCAUUAUGUCAGCUCAAGCGACAUGGCCAGCAAAAGCUUGAUUUUUCAACAUUAGUAGCUCUGUAAAUUACUCGGAUGGAAUGUAUCGGAAUGUGCAUGUGGUCCAACUGCCUUUUCCUGUUCUUUUUCUUUUGCAUCUUUUUGGCAGAACACGAAAUCUGGCGCGCGUAGCGUUACCGAUUGUAGAGUUGCUAUUCCUACUGCCGGAGUACUCCAUGUGUGUUGGAUAUCUUGUAGGUGCUGUUGCCGUUGCAAGACACACUUGGCAAUUGGCAUAUUGAAUAAAUGCUUUGAACUGAAUAAGAGGGAAGUUAUUAUUAUUUUGUCA
This is a messenger RNA of Sorghum bicolor (sorghum), 981 nucleotides long. Its product is annotated as V-type proton ATPase subunit c''2. The record is from RefSeq and is a predicted model, not a curated record. Gene Ontology annotation, molecular function: proton-transporting ATPase activity, rotational mechanism. The transcript is spliced from 4 exons. Bases 164 to 694 code for a protein of 176 amino acids. NCBI's taxonomy places the organism in Eukaryota, Viridiplantae, Streptophyta, Magnoliopsida, Poales, Poaceae. Gene Ontology annotation, cellular component: proton-transporting V-type ATPase, V0 domain. Gene Ontology annotation, biological process: proton transmembrane transport.